Pteropus alecto (black flying fox) is the source of this 825-nucleotide messenger RNA. RefSeq names its product spindlin-3. Bases 1 to 825 code for a protein of 274 amino acids. Gene Ontology annotation, biological process: gamete generation; regulation of DNA-templated transcription. NCBI's taxonomy places the organism in Eukaryota, Metazoa, Chordata, Mammalia, Chiroptera, Pteropodidae. Gene Ontology annotation, cellular component: cytosol; nucleoplasm. The record is from RefSeq and is a predicted model, not a curated record. The transcript is spliced from 2 exons.
AUGACAAUACCUAUUCAAAAUUAUCCCAGCUUUGUAAGAGCUAAUCGGAAAGAUGUGAAGACCCCGUUCGGUAAGGCGGCUGCAGGGCAGCAGUCCCGAACAGGCACAAGUGUCUGUGAUGUUACUGUGAUGAAAAGAAAGGCUGUACACAAGAAGCAUAGGAGCAGACCCACCUUCCAGCCUCGGAAUAAUAUCGUAGACUGCAGAACUCGGCACGGAUGGAAAGAAGGAGAUGAACCUCUAACUCAGUGGAAGGGAACCGUUUUGGAUCAGGUACCUGUAAAUUUCUCUCUGUAUCUUAUCAAAUAUAAUGGAUUUGACUGUGUUUAUGGAUUGGAAUUGCACAGAAAUGAAAAAGUGUCAUCACUUGAAGUACUUCCUAAUAAAGUUGCAUCAUUUAGACUCAGUAAUACACACUUAACUGAAAUUAUGAUUGGCAAAGCAGUGGAACAUAUUUUUGAGACAGAGGAAGGUUCCAAAAAUGAAUGGAGAGGGAUGAUCUUAGCUCAGGCACCCGUCAUGAAAACAUGGUUUUACAUUACCUAUGAGAAAGAUCCUGUAUUAUAUAUGUACCAGCUCUUAGAUGAUUAUAAAGAUGGUGACCUACACAUCCUUCCUGAUUCCAAUGAUUCUCCUCCUGCAGAGAGGGAGCCAGGAGAAAUUGUAGACAUCCUAAUAAGAAAACAGGUGGAAUAUGCCAAAGAUAAUGGUUCCAAGAGAACUGGCAUGGUCAUUCAUCAGGUAGAAGCAAAGCCUUCUGUGUACUUCAUCAAAUUUGAUGAUGAUUUCCACAUCUACAUCUACGAUUUGGUAAAAACAUCUUAA